Fusarium graminearum PH-1 is the source of this 1458-nucleotide messenger RNA. RefSeq lists its product as uncharacterized. The record is from RefSeq and is a predicted model, not a curated record. NCBI's taxonomy places the organism in Eukaryota, Fungi, Ascomycota, Sordariomycetes, Hypocreales, Nectriaceae. The transcript has 2 exons. Bases 1 to 1458 code for a protein of 485 amino acids.
AUGGAAGGGAUGCCAUCACCACCGGCUGGACUGUCAUCUCUGCCCCCUGAGUUGGGCGAUUAUAUCGCCAGCUUCUUAACCAACCGCGACAUCAAAUCACUGCGCCUCACAUCUUCUUCUGUAUGCAGAAUCGUCACCUUGCGACUAGAACGGGUUUUCAUUGGGGCAAACCCCCGCAACAUCCAAGUCGCUUAUGAAGUCGCAAACCACGAAACCUUUCGCAAGCGCGUGAAAGAGAUAAUUUGGGACGAGACCUAUUUUAACCGGGAAAGUGUAGCAAUGCGUGACUACUCAAAGAAUGAUUGGUAUACUCAUUUGUGCAGAGACGAGAUUGGUCGACUGGCUAUGAGCAAGGGAAGGCCGGGCGAUGCUGCCAGAAUGUGCCAGCUUGCAGCAGCCAUGGGGUCAGUGGAAUCUAUUGAAGUCUACAAAGAGUUGCUGCGAGGGCAGAGCUCGGUGCUCGAGUCCGGGGCGGAUGUCAAAGCAUUCGAAUAUGCCCUCGACAGAUUCACUUCGUUGCGCCGAGUAACCAUCUCGACCAAGACCCACGGGAGAUUAUUCAUGCCCAUAUACCAGACACCCAUGAUCCGAUCGUUUCCCUAUGGUUUCGUGUAUCCUUUCCCACGUCCUGUCAUUCAGGGGUCCUACUUCUUUCGAAACAACGAGACGAUUGAGAGACGCGGUGUGUAUAGCACCCUGAGGGCGCUUGCAAAACAUGGAAAACACAAUGUAUCAGAAUUCAUCAUUGACGACGAGAUGAGAUAUCGCCUUGGGCGUUCUGAUGGAACCGAUGACAAGACCGCGCUCGCCGACCUCCGUUCACUCGUUCAAAGGCCUGGCUUCCAUAGACUACAUCUACAUAACAAACAUCCGAUCCAGAUGUACAAAGUUCUGGAGAAAGCAGAAAAUCUACAAAGUCUUUGCUUCCAAGUAGAAGAUUAUGAUCCGAGUCACAGAUGGAAUCCCUCGGCCGCGCAAGCGUCAGAUGGAGUGGCGGCUCAAAUGAACAUAUCCUUGAAUUUCCUAUGCCACUCUCCCAAAGCCUGCAGAACCUCGCAAUCAAAGGAUCGACCUUUGCGGCCCAAGGUGACAAUUCUAUUUUCAGAAAUGCUCCGUUCACCGGUCCAGAUUUUGAAGAUUGAUUCGCAAGUCAAUGAGUUUCUGUAUGAAGAUGGGGAAAAUCCGUUUUCGCCCACGGAAUAUUGCCGCGAUAUUAUGUCUCAUGAGAUGAGCUACAUCAUAUGGAUGCGCAGUGGUAAAGGAUUCUGGAUAGACGAACUUGAUCCAGAGUAUGAGCGACCAAACUACGACGAGAAUAUACUGGAACGUCUGCACCGUGAGCAAAACUUCUCGAUACGCGAACUCAGACGACCCAAUUCCUGGGGGGAUGGACCUUGGGGACCUCAAACAUGCCCUACAUUGGAAGAACAGGGUAUAGAUCCUGACUGCGGGGGAUAA